This is a messenger RNA of Vidua chalybeata, 3348 nucleotides long. RefSeq names its product phosphoribosyl pyrophosphate synthetase associated protein 2 (gene PRPSAP2). Gene Ontology annotation, biological process: 5-phosphoribose 1-diphosphate biosynthetic process; purine nucleotide biosynthetic process. The record is from RefSeq and is a predicted model, not a curated record. Gene Ontology annotation, cellular component: ribose phosphate diphosphokinase complex; cytoplasm. The transcript has 12 exons. NCBI's taxonomy places the organism in Eukaryota, Metazoa, Chordata, Aves, Passeriformes, Viduidae. Gene Ontology annotation, molecular function: ribose phosphate diphosphokinase activity; magnesium ion binding. The coding region runs from base 1698 to 2807 and encodes 369 amino acids.
CUGUGAAUAUUUAAAGUGGAAAAUGCAGCUUGUAGAGGCAGAAGCAUGGUUUCAAACAAUGAAUUUAAUGUUGUCCAUUCCUAGGCAUGUUUGGUGAGCUUGUCUGUGGCUUUUCCUCCUCUUUUAAGGCCAGCGUGGGCAGAAAUAUCUGCUGGGAUGAUCAGCUUUGCUCCAGUGCACCCUGCACUCCAGAAAUAAUCAAAUUAAAUUGCUUUUUGUGAGAAAAGCUGCAAUGGAAAGUACCUGAUUUGUAGCUUUAUGCUAAAUGCUAAAAUUCUGAUCCAUAAAAUGCUGUUCAACUUGGGCGUACUGAGAAAUGUAAUUUAAAACAGGUUCUAACUGUGCAGUCUGGGGAAAAAACAUGGUGUUUGGGUUUUGUAUUUAAAGGAGGGAUGUGUAUCUGUGUGGGAUGACCGCAACUUCCUCAAAGCAGUUUUGUCAUGGGUGUCUUGAGAUAAAGCUUUUUUUUUUUUCUUUAUUUUUAAACAGGGAGACUGAAAUAACAGCCUCAUUUCAGAUGUCAGAAGAAUCUUUGUGCAGUUCAACCAACGCAUGUGGCAAGGAGAGUCCUGAGAGGACUCUGGAUAAACCGUGUGCGCCUUUGACAAGGAACUGGGAGGCCACUGGUGGUUUCUGUUCUAAAUUUACUUUGCAGAAAUGCCUCUUUUUCUAUAAACACUGCUGAUGGCAAAGGCCAGACGGUAGCUCGGUGUCUGGCGGGGAUGAAACCGCCCUUCCAUCCCUCUCUGGUGGGGAUGCAGGUGUGGGAGCUCCAAAAUAAUGGCAUUCUGUGGACAUCACUGCGUUAUUCCGCCUGGAUUUUGCACCAGGGUAGUUUUUGGUGGGGCAGCAGCUGAAUUGUGGUGUUGGGGUCCCCCCUCCAUCAUCACAGCUGGGGACUCAGAUCUGUGCUUCUCUUUUUCAGCAAAGGACAAGGCUCAUGAUGGGUCUAGAAGAAUGUAUUUUAUAAGGGAUGGCUGAGCUGGGUUUGUUUACUCUGGAAGAUGCUCAGAGUUCUUAUCACUGUCUUCAACUCCCUGAAAGGAUGUUGUAGUGAGGAGGGGGUUGGUCUUGGAAAUGGCCUUAAGCUGACACAUGGCAGAUACAAAUUAGAUACUAGAAAAUUUUUUUUUCAUUGUCCGUGUGGUCGGGCAUUGGAAUAGGCACCCAGGUGGAGUCACCAUGCCUGGAGGCGUCGGAAGAGGCAUCCGAUGUGGUUUCGCGGUGCCGCUGCUUUGACAGUCGGACUUGGAUGAUCCUGAAGGUCUCUUCCAACACCGACGAGCUCCAAAACCCUCAGAACCGGCGCCCCCGUCCCGGCGCCGCCGAGCACGGCGCUCUGAGGGGGAAGAUGGCGGCGGGCGAAGGGGGGCGGGCGCCGCCUCGGGCCCGCCCCGCCCGCCCGCGCUCCCUCCCUCACGCCCCGCCGCCAUCUUGCCCGCGGAGCACCGGAGGGGCUGAGCUCCGCCGCCGCCUCUGCCUCUCCCCCUCCUUCCCCUCCGGCCGAGCCGCUUUCUCCCGGGGCCGGGGGGCCGGAGCCGGCAGGAGAAAUAUUGCUUUCAAAGAAUGACAACAGCUGCUUCAGCAAGUGGAUUUGCUGUGCAAGAGGUCAUUAUUUACAGCUGUCAACUUCAUUGAAUUCUUCCUUACAUUUCAUCCUUAUUUUCUUUUAGGAGCGGCAAAACAACUUAGGGUUGAUGUUUUGUGUGCCAUCAACUGAAAUUGGGGCCAUCAUGAAUAUCACCAAGGGUGGGCUGGUGCUGUUCUCAGCUAAUUCCAAUUCCUCAUGCAUGGAACUGUCCAAGAGGAUUGCUGAGCGCUUGGGAGUUGAGAUGGGGAAGGUUCAGGUUUAUCAAGAGCCAAACAGAGAAACACGAGUGCAGAUUCAGGAGUCUGUGAGAGGAAAGGAUGUAUUUAUCAUCCAAACAGUUUCCAAGGAUGUGAAUACCACGAUCAUGGAGCUCCUGAUCAUGGUGUAUGCAUGUAAAACCUCCUGUGCCAAAAGCAUUAUUGGAGUGAUUCCUUACUUCCCCUACAGCAAACAGUGCAAGAUGAGGAAAAGGGGCUCCAUUGUCUCCAAAUUGCUGGCCUCCAUGAUGUGCAAAGCUGGACUAACUCAUCUUAUUACCAUGGAUCUACAUCAGAAGGAAAUUCAGGGUUUCUUCAAUAUUCCAGUUGAUAACUUGAGAGCAUCCCCAUUUUUACUCCAGUACAUCCAAGAAGAGAUACCAGACUACAGGAAUGCUGUAAUUGUGGCCAAAUCUCCUGCAUCUGCAAAGAGGGCACAGUCGUUUGCUGAGCGCUUGCGGUUGGGAAUCGCCGUGAUCCACGGGGAAGCUCAGGAUGCUGAGUCUGACAUGGUGGACGGUCGGCACUCCCCUCCUACAGCCAAAUACGUAGCUGCUAUCCACCCCAGCCUGGAGAUCCCCAUGCUGAUUCCCAAGGAAAAACCACCCAUCACAGUGGUUGGAGAUGUAGGAGGAAGAAUAGCUAUCAUUGUGGAUGACAUCAUAGAUGACGUUGACAGCUUUCUGGCUGCAGCUGAGACCCUCAAGGAGAGAGGGGCCUACAAGAUCUUUGUCAUGGCCACCCACGGGCUGCUGUCCUCAGAUGCUCCCCGGCUGAUCGAGGAGUCUGCCAUCGAUGAGGUGGUUGUUACAAACACAAUUCCACAUGAAAUACAAAAACUUCAGUGCCCUAAAAUCAAGACUGUGGAUAUCAGCAUGAUCCUGUCAGAAGCCAUUCGCAGGAUCCACAAUGGGGAGUCCAUGUCCUACCUUUUCAGGAAUAUAGGAGUGGAUGAUUGAAGCUUCUUCCUCUAAAGAAACACCCCGGGCCAAACUGGAAUCGAACAGAGAACGAGCUGUGAAGCAUUGUGCUUACCUUCAUAUUUCCAUUGAGCCACUUCUUGUUUUUUCUUGGUUUAAGUAUCAAGGUAGAACAGUUUUUAAGACAAUAUUUUUUCCCCUUUGCAGGGUUGGUUUUUUUUUUUUUUUGGGGGGGGGGUGGGAGUUGGUGGGAAUAAACAUUUUACAAAAACUGUUCUAGUUGCUUUUAGGUUAGUUGCACUAUUCACCAUGGAAAAAUCCCACAAAACACUUGAGGCAAGAAUUUGGCUUCUAAAUUAAGCAUUCCUUUUCCAAAGCUGCUUGCUACAAGUGCUUUAAAUGAUAAUAAAAUGAAGUGACUGUAUAAUAUUUGCAUUUUAAAAGCCAAAAAGGUUGUACUGUUGUAUGCAGUUCAGUGAUUUUGUAGGAGUGCUUUUAUAGAAAAGCAUAUGGAAUAUGCACCUGUAUUUAUUUUCUGCAACAAAGAAUAAAGACUUGUUUUGUGUGAGCUUUCUAAAAA